Prunus mume (Japanese apricot) is the source of this 723-nucleotide messenger RNA. Lineage: Eukaryota; Viridiplantae; Streptophyta; Magnoliopsida; Rosales; Rosaceae. The record is from RefSeq and is a predicted model, not a curated record.
AUGAAGCAGAAGGUGGAUCAUGCAAGAUGUGAUUUGUUCGAAGGAAGAUGGGUUUUUGAUGAUUUACAUCCUCUAUACGAUUCAACUCACUGCCCCUUCAUUGAGAAUAUUUUCAACUGCCAAAAGAAUGGUCGACCUGACAAACUUUACCAGCAAUAUAGAUGGCAGCCAUCUGCAUGUAACUUACCAAGAUUCAGUGCCGAAGAUUUCUUACAAAGAUUCAAAGAUAAACGCAUAAUGUUUAUUGGAGAUUCACUGAGUUUGAAUCAAUGGCAGUCACUUGCAUGCAUGCUUCACACAGCCAUGCCACACUCUGAGUUCAACAUAGAGAUGCCACCCCUCAAGUACACCACUGAGAGGACCCUUUCCACAUUCACAUUUCCGCAAUACAAUGUUUCGGUGAUGUUUGCGCGCAAUGCAUUUCUUGUUGAUAUUGAAAAAGAGGGUUCUUGGCAAGUUUUGAAACUCAACUCAGUCAAGGACACCAAAGUAUGGGAGGGAAUGGAUGUUUUGAUUUUCAAUACAUGGCAUUGGUUUGUUCACACCGGGAACAUACAACCAUGGGAUUUCAUCCAAGAUGGAGAAAAUACAUACAGAGACAUGAAUCGCUACGUUGCCUUCGAGCAGGCUUUGGAAACAUGGGCUCGAUGGGUGGAUGAGAACAUGGAUCCCUCCAAAACCAAGGUCUUUUUCCAAGGAAUUUCACCCACUCAUUUCAAGUAA